UUCCAGAGAGAAAAAAAAAAAAUAAAUAAAAAAUAAGAUAAAGGAAGGAAAACUCCAUCUCCGUUUUCACACUAACACGGUCAGUAGCGCUGAUAAUGGCCGAGGAAGCUCAAGAUAGCGAGAAGGUAAAAAAUGAAACGGCGCCGGAGGAUUCGCCUGAUAUCGAGUCGCAGAUUAAGGAUGCUAUGCGCUCCCGCGUCAACCACUUCAAAGAACAAGCCGAUUCUUUGACCUUUGAGGGGGUCAGGAGACUGUUGGAGAAGGACUUGGGGUUGCAGAAAUAUGUUUUGGAUGUGCAUAAGAGAUUUGUCAAGCAAUGUCUGGUGCAGUGCUUAGAAGGUGCUGUUGAUGGCAAUGCUUCCAAGGAUUCUGGGGAAACUGUGGAAAAACACGCCCGUUCAACAAAAAGAAAAGCAACGGAAUCGCCUGAAGGAUAUGAAUCUAAAAAUGAUAUAAAAGAACCUUAUUCCGAAGAUGAGGAGAAAAUCGAAGACUCUCCCGUAAUGGGCCUUUUGACAGGGAAAAAAACACCUAAAUCAGAAGCUGAGGAAACUCUAGUUGAUAAGAAUAAAGAAGUUCCAAGUGAGAGCAGCAUAAAGAAAGCCUUGUUGAAGAGAGCUUCCUAUGUCAAAGAUAAUUCUGAGAAAAUUACAAUGGCUGGACUUCGUCGACUUCUAGAGGAAGAUCUUAGACUUGAAAAGCAUGCCCUUGAUCCCUAUAAGACAUUUAUAAGCAAGCAGUUAGAUGAGGUAUUACAAUCUUCUGAAGUUCCUGAACCUAAGAAGAAAAAUAUAAAAACUAGUUCUCUAGGAAAAGCAUCUAAGAAGAUGAGUGCUGAAGGUAGUUCUGGUUCUUCGGGUAGAGAAUGUGACGAGGAAGAUGAAGAUGAACUAAGACCAAAGAAGAAAAUUGGUCCAAAACAAAAAAUGCUAAAUUCUGAAGGUACUAAAAAACGGAAGAUGCUAGAGAAGGAAACCAAAGUAUCUGGCAAGAAGCAGAUCAAACAUGUGGAAACAGUAGCAGAGGACAAUAGUGAUGCGGAAGACAGUGGAAAUGCCUCUGAAGAUAGCCAUUCUCAAUCAUCAGCUGAAAAACCAGUCAAGAAAAAGGAAGCUUCAACUCCGGCAUAUGGGAAACGUGUUGAGCAUCUAAAAUCUGUAAUAAAAUCCUGUGGGAUGAGUGUGCCUCCUGCAAUUUACAAAAAGGUUAAGCAGGUUCCUGAGAAUAAACGUGAGGCCCAGCUAAUAAAGGAGUUGGAGGAGAUACUUUCUAAAGAAGGAUUGUCAUCAAACCCUUCUGAAAAAGAAAUCAAGGAAGUCAGAAAGAGGAAGGAAAGAGCAAAAGAACUUGAGGGCAUUGACACGAGUAAUAUUGUGUCAAGUUCACGCAGAAGGUCCACAAUAAGUUAUGUACCUCCUCCAAAGCCCAAAAUACCGGUUGAAAGUGAUAGCGAUGAUACUGAUGAGGAUGAGGAUGAUGAUGAUGACGAUGAUGAUGCAGAAGAUGAAAAUGAUGAGGAUGAUGGAUGUAAUGAUGGGGAUGAUGACAGCCAAACCGACGAGGGGCACGUGGAGGACAGUGAUUGAAUUGAAUCCUGGAUAAGCUGACUCACAGGUCGAUUGAUGGUAGAUAUCUUAGCGGUUGGAGUUUGUGGGUGUAUCAUCUGUUCUGAACAUGUUUAGUUCAAUUUUUUCUACCGUCUUGGGUGUAGGAACAUGGAAUUUGUUUGCAGCUUCUUUUGUUAGUAUAUCAUCUAUAGCUGAUUUGUAACUUAUACAAGGGGUAUCUUUCCCUGAAAAAAUUAGCUUCAAAUAUAAACCAGUACUUGUGUA
Molecule: messenger RNA, 1832 nt
Organism: Hevea brasiliensis (rubber tree)
Lineage: Eukaryota; Viridiplantae; Streptophyta; Magnoliopsida; Malpighiales; Euphorbiaceae
Exons: 9
Coding region: 96-1586 (496 amino acids)
Cellular component (GO): nucleus
Source: RefSeq, a predicted model, not a curated record